AAAAUAAAAAAAGUAUCUACCAAAAAAGAUAAAAAAUAAAAUAAAAAGUAAAAUAAAAAAAGUACAAAAAGAAAUCUUAUUAUAAAAAAUAUAAAUCCACAAAGACCUCAAAAAACAUAGAAGAAAAUCACAAUCUUUCUUUCUUUCUUCGUGAGUUUCAGAUUUUUCUCUCUUGAAUCGCCAUGGCUGCUCUGCAAUACCUUGAAUCUCUUCGUAGUUCACAUCCUGAACUCGGCGAUUGGUACAAUUCUCUUGCGGAUCUGUACCAGAAAAAGCUAUGGCACCAGCUCACUCAAAAGCUCGAUGGCUUCCUCGCUCUUGCCGUUUUUCAGGCUGGUGAUGCUUUGAUACAAUUAUAUAACAAUUUCAUCACAGAUUUUGAGACCAAAAUCAACCUUCUCAAGCUUGCUCAUUUUGCUGUGUUGGUUUCCCGACAGUAUCCUGAGAGAGAAGCUGCCAUCGGUUAUCUUGAAGGGGUCAUUGAGAAACUGCAAGCCACUAGAGAGCAGCGUAUAGAAGAGCCUAUCCUAUACAUUAAGAUGCAAAUCGCUUUAUUUAAGCUUGAACAAGGUGAUCAAAAAGAAUGCAAGAAUCUUCUCGAAAAUGGAAAGAGCACACUAGACAGCAUGACAGAUAUUGAUCCAACUGUUUAUGCUAGCUAUUACUGGGUAUCUUCUCAAUAUCACAAAUCCCGUCAGGAAUUUGCUGAGUUCUACAAAAGUGCCCUUCUCUAUUUGGCAUACACAGCAGUGGAGUCACUCUCUGACUCAUUCAAAUUGGAUUUGGCAUUUGACUUGUCCCUUUCUGCCCUACUGGGAGAUAAUAUCUACAACUUUGGAGAGCUACUUGCCCAUCCUAUUAUUAAGAGCCUCCUGGAAACAAAGGUAGAAUGGCUCUACUAUAUUCUGCAGGCAUUUAAUUCUGGUGAUUUGGUUCGAUAUCAAGAAUUAUGCCAGGUGCAUAAUGCUGCUUUAAGGGCUCAACCAGCACUAGUUCAAAAUGAACAGAAGCUGUUGGAAAAGAUUAACAUUCUCUGUCUGAUGGAAAUUAUAUUCAGCCGGCCUUCGGAAGAUCGAACCAUUCCCUUGAGUGUAAUUUCUGAGCGCACAAAACUUUCUAUUGAGGAUGUGGAGCAUCUCCUUAUGAAGAGCUUAUCUGUUCAUCUGAUUGAGGGUAUAAUUGAUCAAGUUGACGGCACAGUACAUGUUUCCUGGGUGCAACCAAGAGUUCUGGGUAUUCAACAGAUAAAAUCAUUGAGGGAUCGACUGGACAGUUGGACAGGGAAAGUACACACGGCAUUGUUGUCCAUCGAGGCUGAAACGCCUGAUCUAAUUGGAUCAUAAUUUUCUUUGUUUUCUACCAAAUGUAAUGAUUUAUCCUGAGGCAACAAAAGACGAAGAGACUUCCGAGUUACAUGGGCAUAUAGCCAACUUAUGCGCUUCAUUUCCUUUUGCUGCUGCUUUUGAAUGAUUGCUGGAAAUAGCAACCCGCAUCAGUUCCGAACUAGUUGUUUUUACAUCUUAGAGUGAUGAUAGAACUAUGUACCUGGAACUUUAGAAGUUCUUAUCAUUUAAUUGAGCCAAGCGACUAUUUUCUAUUGCCAAA
Trifolium pratense (red clover) is the source of this 1605-nucleotide messenger RNA. RefSeq names its product 26S proteasome non-ATPase regulatory subunit 13 homolog B. NCBI's taxonomy places the organism in Eukaryota, Viridiplantae, Streptophyta, Magnoliopsida, Fabales, Fabaceae. Bases 183 to 1343 code for a protein of 386 amino acids. Gene Ontology annotation, molecular function: structural molecule activity. The record is from RefSeq and is a predicted model, not a curated record. Gene Ontology annotation, biological process: ubiquitin-dependent protein catabolic process. The transcript has 6 exons. Gene Ontology annotation, cellular component: proteasome regulatory particle, lid subcomplex; cytosol; nucleus.